UGCUUGAUUAAUCUUUUAUGAUAACGAUUUAGCUAAAACAUACUGAAACACAGCCGUCGUUCCUGGCUGCGAAACACGAUAGGAGUCCUAUGUUGAUGACAAUCGGUCACCACUUGCAAGUCUACUUUGAAAACUAAAAAAAAUGUAAUUGACCUAAUGAUUGCGGUUGAAAGAAAUUGCAAAGUUAUACUACAAAAUGUAUGAAUAUUUUUCUUUUUAUUGGUGAUUUCCUAGUGAAGAUUAUUAAUCGCUAGCUCCAUGUCUAACAUUUGACAAAUGGUCGUUGUAACAGUAAUAUGGAACCACAAUUGCCAAGAACAGAAACAAUUCUAUUUGAGGAUUCUGUAACGAUAUCAAAAUCCAAGAGGAAAAUGUCGAGCACAUUGUUGUAUUCCAAGAUGUUGAACAGGGGGAAUUUCACAUCAAUCAUUGCUCAAAGCCCGUUACGGGCGAAGAUGCCCAAGGAUGAAGAUGAAGACGAAGUAACUUCGAAAGAAGGAAGAACAAAGAGGGUGACUUUUGCUCUUAACGAAAUUCACCACGAGAUCAGCGAUGGGGAGGACGUACAAGAAAAGCGACCAGUCAGAAAGAAGGUGCCGUCGUAUGCUUUAGGACGACCACUUGCCGACUACGACGCUACWGAUCACGAUAUCCCAUCGCAAGAUACAUAUAUCGUAUUGAGUAAAAGACUUACCUCCUCUACUUACCAGGCCUACCGGUAUAACUUAGCCRCGUCAUUGUAUUGUCUAGGUCCAGUAAAUCCAAUUCGCAUUUAUGCAAUACGUGUWGURACACACCCAUGUUUUGAAAUAUUUGUAAUGUUUGUUAUAUUCAUCAAUUGUAUCAUAUUAGCUUUAAAUGACCCACCAGAAGAUGCGGAAUAUUUUUUUACUGGAAUUUAUACGUUUGAAAUGCUGUUAAAAAUAAUAUCUCGUGGAUUUAUUCUYCAUUCGUAUGCUUAUCUACGAGACUCGUGGAACUGGCUCGAUUUUGUUGUAGUUUUCUUAAGUUAUUUAUCAAUAGCACCAAACAUCGCAAGUUUUUCCGGUAUUCGUACAUUGCGRGUSUUACGAGCGUUUCGAACGAUAUCAGCGUUAAAAGGACUGAGAACAAUGGUSAAUAGUCUACUACGAUCUCUCAAACUACUCAGCGACGUACUAGUGUUAUUCAUGUUCUCGYUAUGUGUCUUGGCUUUGAUUGGAAUGCAGCUUUUCUCGGGCGAAUUAAGACACAAAUGCGUGAGGACUCCCCUACCGAACACUUCUUUGGCAUUUGCAGUGUAUAUCAACAAUGCAAGUAAUUGGUAUUACAAAGAAGAAAAUGAGCCACUUCUCUGUGGAAACUCGUCAAAUGCCGGUCAAUGUCCCGGUAAUUAUACGUGUAUGGGAGGUGCAGGACCCAACCCCGAUCACGGCUACACCAACUUUGAUAACAUAGGAUGGGCGAUGGUCAUGGGAUUCCAGAUCCUAACAAUGGACUUCUGGGAAAACCUUUACGACAGGUGUUUACGUUCAAUGGGAGCGUGGUAUGUCAUGUACUUUAUCGUUGGUAUCUUCUCGUGUUCAUUCUACCUUCUCAACCUGGUUCUCGCUGUCGUCUACAUGUCCUAUCAUCAUGAGAUGAUGUCUAGCGAAAAUGAGGUGAGACAACCUUUUAUAUUUAAGAUGGAUUCCUUUUAUAUUUCCAUUGUGCACAUGAGGAUAAUAACUGUUGUUGUUACACAUUCCCCCUUCAGCUUCAAUUCUCGUUGUCUAAUUUUACGCAUAAUACUUAGUCACGUGACAUGACUUAUUAUUAAAUCACUGUUCUUCAAACCACCAACAAAGGAAGCCAUAAGAAAACAGAACAAGAAAACUGCAGCAUCGUACGCCGCUGACCUGGACACCAUUCAACGCAUCGAGCCCUUAGAAAGUCACCUGUACCCCCCGGAAUACGACAGUGACGACGAAGAUAACGACCAAUCAGAGGGCGAGGAUACAGAUGACGACAGUCGUAAUAUUUGUGAACCCAACACCAAAUUUAAAAAGCUGUACUUGGAAUUGUCAAAGUUUGUUGAGCGCCCGUUGUUUGAUGGGAUAGUUACGGGUCUUAUAUUGUUGAAUACAGUGGUUCUUAGCAUGUAUUACCAUGGAAUGGGUGACCAACUGGUCUUUGUACUCGAUACGUUAAAUGCUGUGUUCACUGGGAUAUUUCUGCUGGAGAUGUUGGUCAAGAUYGCUGUCACAGGGUUCUAUAAGUACAUCUGUAAUAAGUGGAAUCUGUUCGAUGGUGUUAUCAUCCUCUCGAGUGUAGUAGCUUACUUCCACCACAAUGCAUCGGGAAUCAGCAUGUUCAGAAUACUAAGACUGUUACGYAUUUUGUACCUCGGUCAAUCSUGGGAGACAAUGGCAAAGCUAAUCCGAGCYAUCGCACACAGUGUCGACCCAAUCCUCAACAUCACUUGUAUCCUUGGCGUGAUUAUUUACGUCUUUGCUGUCAUGGGCAUGAGAAUUUUUGGACCAGCGUACACCCCAGAGAACUUUGGUCCUGAAGGAGUUCCACGAUGGAAUCUSAAGGACUUUGCUCACUCGUUCAUGAUGGUAUUUCGAAUAUUAUGCAGCGAAUGGGUGGAGCCAUUGUGGGACUGCAUGAAAGUGACAAGUCCUGUKGCUUUGUUUUUCUUUUUACCUUGUCUGAUCGUMGGGAACUUUAUCGUUYURAACCUCUUCGUCGCGCUUCUCCUCAAUUCCUUCGCCAUCAAAGAAGAAGAGUCCCAACAAAAAGAAGCCGAGAAGAAGCAACGAAAACAGYUGUGUACGUGUCGUCAUCUCAUGGAAACCAAAAAGACCCGCAUGUAUGUUGCAACAUUUCGUGAACGAUACAAGCUGUAUCAGGURAAGGUAUUGGAAAGCAGUCGAGCGACUGAACACGGUAUAGGAUCACCACUACAAGAAAGAUAUUCUGAUGUCGCUCCGAAAGGACAAAAAAUCGAUAGGAUUUCUCGUUGUGGUUCAGAGAACUGUUCAUCCAGCAGUAGUUCAACAGAAGGUCACAGAAAUCCCAGUCCCAAGAGAUACAUUAUCGAGAUAGACGAUUGCUUCCCACAAUGCUGUAUGGUYUGCUCGUGUCCYUCCGGACAGCAYUUCUGUUGGCUCAAGUUUCGUUGYCGAGUGCGAUGUUUUGUGGAGCACCGUUAYUUUGAAUGGUUUAUWUUGUUUGCYGUCAUGAUAAGCAGCUUUGUACUGGUGUUUGAAGAUAUUCACCUCCACGAGAAACCUCAGCUGGAGAAGAUACUUAACACUUUGAACUUCCUUUUUGCUGUGAUAUUUAGCAUCGAGUUUUUCCUGAAAGUUAUUGGGUUUGGUUUUGUAAAAUACUUCACUUCAGUGUGGAAUUGCCUCGACGCUCUCAUAGUUUCGGUUUCUGUUGCGUGUCUAUUUGAGAAUCCAAAUCUUUCAGUUUUCCGCUCGUUCAGAACAAUACGUGCACUGCGACCCCUCAGAGCCAUCUCCCGUUUGGAAGGAAUGAAGGUUGUUAUCAAUGCCUUAUUUGCUGCUAUUCCUGGAAUUGGUAACGUCCUGGUCAUAUCACUUUUAUUCUGGUUGAUGUUCAGUAUUCUUGGGGUUCAGUUGUUUGCAGGAAARUUCUUCCGGUGUGUUGAYGACAACMAUGAAAGGCUAUCACCAGACAUAAUUGCUAAUAAAACCCAAUGYGAGAGCCAUGAUAACUAUCGAUGGGUCAACGCUAAUGUCAACUUUGACAACGUUUGCAAUGGCUUCCUUGCUUUGCUACAAGAUCGCUGUCGAGGAAAGCUGUUUGACCUGGUUUCCAGCAACAAUUUUGAGAUCGUAAUCUUGACGGUGAUCAUCUGUAAUAUGGCUUUAAUGAUGUCUCAGCAYUACGACCAAUCACCACAGAUAACAAACGUCAUGAAAAUCGCAAACUUCGUUCUAGUGGGAAUCUUCUUAGCGGAGGCGAUCGUGAAACUGCUCGCCUUGCGACACCACUACUUCAAAAARGCGUGGAAUGUGUUUGACUUUCUUGUUGUAGCUUCAUCUGUCAUAGGUAUUGUACUCGAUGAAAUGAACACAGAAGAGUCAGGAGUGGUCAACGCUGGUCUACUACGAGUAAUACGCGUUUUUCGAGUAGCAAGAUUACUACGAGUUGUACAAUUUGCCAAGCGAAUUCGACAGCUUUUGGUGGCAAUAAUAAUAUCUAUUCCUGCWUUGUUUAACAUUGGAACACUUCUWUUYCUCAUCAUGUAUAUAUAUGCUAUUAUAGGAAUGGCAUCGUUUGGUAACGUGAAAAAACAAGGAGAGCUAGACGACUUUGUGAAUUUUGAAACUUUUGGCAAAUCAAUGAUGUUAAUAUUCCGRYURUCCACGGGUACGGGUUGGAACGAUAUCUUGGAGGCUUUAAUGGUACAACCACCUCAUUGUGAUCCAACUUAUAAAAAUCUACCUAAUGGUAACUGUGGGUAUAUCGUUGAAGCAGUGUUUUAUCUGGUUUCCUAUAUCAUUGUCGUGUUUUUAAUUAUUGUCAAUAUGUACAUAGCAGUAUUAUUAGACAAUGUCAACCGUGCUCACGAGACCGACGACUUUGGGUUAUCCAAAGACAAAUUCAAGAGUUAUUACCAUAAAUUUGCGAACUUUUCGCUUGGAAAACAGUACAUUCCAGUGGAAUUUCUACCCGARUUGUUAAACGAUUUGGAUAAACCGUUUAAAAUUGCAAAACCUAAUGCUGAGGAGAUUGAAAAGCUGGCGAUUCCUGUUCGCGAGGGAAAUCUUGUACAUUGUUUUGAUGUUUUAAAAGCUUUAGUUAAACGUAUUUUACAAGAACAUGGAGAAUCGCCRGAGAUAUUCGAGCAAAUAACCGUCAGAAUGGAGGCGCAAUUUAAGAAGUCUUUCAGUAAGAAAGUAUCUGCUGCUAUUAUUGGCUCAACAUUGAUUCGUUUCCAUAGUAACCCACUGAACUCAACAACAAGCAACGACGCUACGUGAUCGUCACGUGGCCUAAUGCUGAUAUACUAGAGACAGUAAUGGUUUCAAAUAAACGCAUAAUCGAGUCACGUGAGCUACAACUUUGAUUGACUUCCUUGACUUGGAGCUUAUUUCGUAACUUAACGAAUCACAUGACCAUUCACAUGAAUUGGAAGUUCUAGUCAUGCGCAGUAAAGAUAUAAUUCUCCGUCACGUGACAUAUGACCGCAAAAUAAUCGCCCUGGGAUCAACUAGUURCACUUGUUCCAGGWUUCGUUAAUCGAGAAUUUCUUGGAAGAAAUAAUAAACGCAAAUAUAUGGCUUKCAUCAUGUGAAAAAUACUACCAUGGAAACAUGAAGUUGCAACGAUAAUGUUGCUAUGACACUCAGUUGCCAUGCCAACCAAUAGUUUGAUAUUCAURUCAAGCGUAGAAAAAAAAAUUCAUAGUAUUUAUUAGUUAAUAAUUUUUUGAUAAAAUCGUAGAGAUUGUUUAAGAAUAUUUAAUUAAGUGCGCCGAUUGCGCAUAUUUUUAUCAAAAGCAGUGAUAACAAAUUGGACAUUUUUAAGAUGAAAAAAAUGAAUUUUAUAUAACCGAAUUUCUCGCAUAAAAACAAUAUUUAUAGUAUUAUUGAAUAGCUUCGACUCUAAUUACCUUCUUGACUUGGAAUUCCUGUUGACUUAGCCUGAGCCAGCGCAUUCUCAAUACAGCGGUAGUCCAAAUAAAGACUGUUUUAGUUGCUGAAUCUAAUUUUCUUAACUUCUUCUGAAUAAUCCUUGAAUGAAUGAAAGUAGAGUKACUUUCACUUGGAAAACGCGGUCUAAAGUCUACGAUAAUAAGUCAUCGUAUCACUUUCAAAAACGCCAAAAAAGGUGUGGACGGUAUCCAAUGAAAGUCACUCAUUUACUCUUCUGUCGUAAUCGUAACCAUAAGCUACAUUAAAAUCUACGACACACUUCGAGUAUUGUUAUGUAAUUCUGAAAGUCAUUCYGAAUCCUUACAAUACUGGUUAAAACACAUUCCUUUACUUUGUUUGAUUGAUCAUUUAGAUUUAUAAUAUCCAUGAGUGUAGUUAUUGUUUUAAGUUGUUUAUGAUUGCGAUUACAACAUGUCUGUGAACUCUAAAAUAAUGACUUCGAUGUUAAUAAUAAACGAAGUAAAAAUGCAA
Molecule: messenger RNA, 6125 nt
Organism: Exaiptasia diaphana
Lineage: Eukaryota; Metazoa; Cnidaria; Anthozoa; Actiniaria; Aiptasiidae
Product: sodium channel protein 1 brain-like
Biological process (GO): membrane depolarization during action potential; sodium ion transmembrane transport; neuronal action potential
Cellular component (GO): plasma membrane; voltage-gated sodium channel complex
Molecular function (GO): voltage-gated sodium channel activity
Source: RefSeq, a predicted model, not a curated record